Messenger RNA from Paramormyrops kingsleyae, 4912 nucleotides. The record is from RefSeq and is a predicted model, not a curated record. NCBI's taxonomy places the organism in Eukaryota, Metazoa, Chordata, Actinopteri, Osteoglossiformes, Mormyridae.
UCUGCCUUUAGUCUUUACCCACGUGGUUACUGGGGCGGGCGCAUCAGCCCCAACUUUGAAUCAAGUAACUCGCAACUGAGGUCCGCUCGCUAUAAGCAGAAUAACCUGAGUGUCCUGGUGCGACUGCAGUCAGCUGCAAUAUUCGUUUUUUACAGUCGGUGCGAGGAGCGAUCAGUGUGCAUUGCUCUCAUAAAUACAAAAGAUCUGAAAACUUUACACCUCUAUUUUUUUUUUUUUACUUUUUUGUUUUAUUAAGGAGCAUUCUGUCCGGGGAUUGUUUUGUGGCCAUUGGCAAAAAAAAGCAAAAAGUGUCACACUCUUUAAAUGUGAGGAAACUUUUACUCAGUAGCUUCAACAAGUGAUUUUUUACCAGAAGCUGCCUGAAUCCAAGAACUCUCGAGAAUGGCCUCUGCGGAAAACACUACAGAUUACAAGCCAUUAUUUGGCCGAAGUAACCCUCGAUCUCUGGUUUUCAGCUUUUUGUUGACCAUGCCGACAGUCGUGUGCUUCACGCUGUCUCUGACUUCGAUCGUAAUUUGCGUUUUGAUGACUUCCAAAACGUCCCAGCUAGAACUUCGCUUGCACGCCUUAGAGAUGGAGAAAGCGCUGUCCCCAGAAACCCCUUUUCUGGGCAAAUAUGGGGAUGUAGUACCUGGACUUCGGGACACGAUUGAGAAACUUGUUGAAGAGAGGCUGAGCGAAGCCCAGCCGAAGCAGCGCACGGCCAGAGAAGCGGUGCAGCCCUGCUCCUGCCCGCCAGGUCCUCCAGGAAAACGUGGCAGGAUGGGAAGACGAGGCGAUCCCGGUCCUCCGGGCGUGCCUGGACGAGACGGUUACCCGGGCCCACUUGGUUUGGAUGGCAAACCUGGUCCCCCAGGUCUUAAAGGAAGUCAGGGACUACCUGGCCUAAAAGGAGAAAAGGGUGACCAAGGAGACGUCGGACCAAGGAUGAUCUUUCCCCGCUAUGACCAUGGAUUUCUCUCAGAUGACCACCAUAACUUUAAAAGACUGAUACUGAAGGGCGAUCAAGGACAAGCUGGCCCACCUGGUCCCCCCGGGCCACCCGGGUCCCCUGGACCAAGAGGACCUCCUGGGAACACAGGGAGGGACGGCCCCCGCGGCCCCCCUGGAGAGCAGGGAGCUGCUGGACAAGAAGGCCUUGAGGGAUCGAGCGGUCCUCCUGGAAAACCGGGUGAAGAUGGCGACCAAGGUCUUCCCGGGCCACAAGGACCCCCAGGAUCAAAGGGAGAAAGAGGGCUACCUGGUGUUCAAGGUGAAAGAGGAGUGGACGGCCUCCCAGGACUAAAGGGAGAUAAAGGGGAUGUGGGAGAGGGAGGACUCCAAGGAGAUAAGGGUGAACCUGGUGAGAAAGGUGCUUCGGGGCCUUCCGACAUCAUCAACUUCAACGGCAAACUUCAGGAAGCCUUGGAGGCCAUCCACACCAUCAGCGUCUCGGGUCCUCCUGGACCUCCUGGCCCUCCUGGGCCCCCAGGCCCCCCUGGAGAACCAGGUUCAAAGGGAGAGCUGGGUUUACCUGGGACAUCUGGGCUUGAUGGUGAAAAGGGUCCCAAGGGUGCAAAAGGCGACCCUGGAGAACCUGGGAUGCUGGGUGAAAAAGGAGAGAAAGGCGAGAUGGGUCUGUCGGGACCAGCGGGAGUCGAUGGACAAAAGGGAGAGAAAGGAGACAGUCUGUCCCAGGAUGACCUGGUACAGAUGAUAUCCCUUCCGGGCCCCCCAGGCCCCAUUGGCCCUGCUGGUCCUCCUGGUCUCCAGGGAUUCAAAGGGGAGCCGGGGGAAGCGGUAAAGGGUGAAAAGGGGGACGUCGGCCCCCCUGGGCCAUUGGGACCACUGGGUCCACAAGGCCCGCCUGGUCCGGCCGGAUUGCUAGGCCUGCCAGGUGCGAAAGGAGAGAAGGGAAAGUCGGGGGAACCCGGAUUAGAUGGCUUCCCGGGGCUUACAGGAGAGAAGGGUGACCGAGGAGAGAAAGGAGAAAAGGGUGACAGAGGGACAGUAGGCAGAAAAGGUCUGAAGGGACAGAAGGGUGAGCAGGGACCCCCCGGAUUGGACCAGCCCUGUCCCGUGGGCUGUGAUGGGGUUAAAGGUCACCCCACCCCAGAUGUCCCCUGUCCCCUGGGCCCAGACGGACUCCCCAUAAAGGAAUGUUUGCACAAGUGAUGACUAACAAGACGCAUGCCACCUGUACAUAUUGAUAUGGUAUAUUUUGCAGCUGAAUACUUUUACUUUUUUGAAAGAAAACGAUUUGUAAGGAAAGGUUUAAUAUAAUAUAUUACGCUUUUAAUGUCGGACAUCAUGUUGUCUUUUAACAACGAAGGUGUUAACGAAAAACCUACAAGAAAUUGUAGGCUAGUAGUAAUUAAUGUUACCAAUUGGACUUUUAAAUUGUGUGUAAAGUUCGUAUAAUGAAGAAUGGCUGCCAUGAAGAUUUAGGAGUAAAACUAAUCAUGGAAAACCAGUUGACGGACUCCUUAUGUAGUCGACAUAAGUUGCUGCUACAGUGAUAUGGACGGGAAGAUUGGGUCCUAACACUACAAACGGACUUUCUGCUUUCUUUAUGCGAAAUGCUGCAUGAGACUGAUGUCACCCAAAGACGAUUCAGAGACUUUUACACCAACGCCCCCCUCCCCCUUCUCUUUGUUUUGGAAGGACAAUAAUACCUGGCAGAAGCCGAAACUGAAGCCUAUCUCUCACCCUUAAAUAAGGAGAGAGACGUGUGCUCAGCGGAGCAAAACCGUAUCAAAACAGACGUGAAGGUCGAGGUCCGUGAUGCUCGCAGUUAAGACCUGCAGUUUCUCCGGUAUGGAGUUUGACCAGCAGGGGGCAACAAUGGGCUCGCUACAACUCAACACGCUGGAAACCCAGGCAAACCGAACAAACCACAAGGCCAUCGAGGCAGAAAGGCAGCCAGAAUGUCCCCCAUUGGUAUAAUGAAAGUCUGGAAGUAUUUCUUUGUUUGAAGUAUAUUUGUGAUUAUUUCUUUUUCGUUUGUUCCAUAUUCAGUUAAUACAACGAAUUGUGUUUUGAUAUGUUCAGAGUUUAUGAAAUUUGUAAACUAUUUCUGGUUUAUUUUUCAACACAUUACCAGAAACCAUUCAUUCAUUUGUGGUCACAGUGACCCAGUGCACAGCUUUCAAUUUUUAAUUUUUGAUGAGGCAAGAAAUACUUACUGUUUUACUAAAUGAUGUGAUAGUUUGUAUAGUUCAUAUUAAUGACACUUGGUUGUGAUUAUUUCUGGAUAUUACCAUUACGGUAGCACUCCUGUGGAUGGACAUUUUUGUAUAAUAUAAACCAAAAUAUAUAUAUAUAUAUUUUUUUUUUUUGUUACAUCAUUAGUGACAUAUAGUAGACAGAUUUGUGUGCAGAACUUUUCAUGACAGCGCAUGUCUUAUUCCUGUGUGUCCGUGCUAUUAAACAUGAAGAUUUUUUGUGUUUUGUUAAAACAUUGUGAAUGAAAGAGUUUAAAACAUCCUAUAUAUAUAUAUUAGUAUUGUAACCUGCUCACAGACACUUUCCAGUAGGUCACACAAUACACGUGUUCUUUUUCUCUCUGUUUAUAAAUUUUCUCAUAAAACAUUUCAUUAGACUUGUCAUCAACCAGCUUUGCUGGAUAAUAAAUACCCAUUGGUUCCCUCAAAAGUAGCUUUAUUUUCUGUAUUUUUGUUCAGAAGUCUGUGAGUAUCAAGCCAAAGGCUGCAUACACAGCUGUCUAUUGACAGCCAUGAAUAUUGACGUAAGCUAUACAGGUUUGAUUGUUGGUAUUGCGGAAAUCAUCAUUAUUAUUGUUAUAAAUCCACAGACAUGAAGGGCAGUUCAACAUAUUUCCAUUUAUAGUCUUUUGUUGUAAUUGUUGAUUUUCCUUAUAAACUCAUGUGUGCAAAGUGAUGGCUUUUCCACAGAGAUGUCCUGUUUGUUUAUGUUCUUUUUUCACUUUUCUGAAUUCAGAAAGCCGUUUGUGGUUCAAGGUCUUGCCGAUCGCUUCAUCUGCUACAUUUUAUGGAAAUCUUAAUACCUGGGACCCACGCAUCACAGGGCAACACAGCAUCCCAUGCCGACUCACACACCUAAAAAGCAGCCCCCCCCCCCACACACACACACACACACACACACACACACACGCUUUAACAGCUGAAGGGCGAUCCCCAUAAGCCAAGGUGUGGUUGUACAGUUUUUAGUAACUUUAUAUAGCAUUUUCCCUAAUUUGUAUAGAAGGUGAAGACCACUGCACACAACGUUUUGGAAUUUCUUUGGUGAAUUUUAAUUUUCAAUUUGGAGUUUUUCUUGAUGGGGCACCUUGGUCACGGAGCAUUGUGAAGACAAAAGACAGCUGGUUGAGGUCCCUGUCUCUAUUUUGCCAUUUGACCAGAGAUAAGUAAUUUUAUGAGUGAAAUGGUAGCUAGUACAGUGUUUUUAUCACUAUUCUGCAAAGGUUUUUAUUUAACAAAAAGAUGUAAAGAGGACUUGUGACUCUGAGUCAACUUUUUGUCUUUUACUCUCUUGCCAAGCCUGGCUUUUUAAUUUUUGUUUUGUAUACUUCUGAAUUCUGUAUGCUUCUGAGUAAUGUACAGUGUGUUUAUUAAUGAGGAGACUUUUACGCAGACCUGCAUCUUAAAAGAGUUUUGUAAGGAAAACUUGGACAAUUUAGCAUUUAUUUCAGGUCAUUUGCGUCAUUUGCGCAAGUCACUGGCUGAACACUUUGCCUUACCGUAAUAGUAAAUCUUUUCGAUAAGGCAUAAAUUCUAGUUAAAAGCUCAUCAAGGAAUAUUUCGUGGUGUUAGUAAUUUUACUAUCACAUGAUUGGAUUGAGUUUUGAUUAUUUUAUGUUUUGUAGUAAAAGAGUUUUCAGCUAUUUUUAUAAUGUUUCUCAUUUUGGUUUGUUUUGAAAAUAUGUGAAAUC